AUGCUGCAUGAAUUAGCUAGCAUUGGAGAACUUGUUAUAAUACAUUGUAAGAGAGGUCGACUGGGUUUGCUUUCUUCCGCUCUGCUGAGUGCUGAGAGAAAUACCUGUGGAAAAAAAAACCAAACAAAAACAAAAACGAGAGAGAGAGAAUGUGUCCCUGCCGCUGCCGCUUGUCUCUGGUCAUCAACAGCACCCUUCUCCUCCUCCGUCUCUUUGAGAGGCACCCGUCUCAUCCCCAUUACCAAUGUCACCCCUCUUCUUCAGUCGGCGGCAACCUUUCCCUGCAUCGUUGCCAAGACCGUCACCCGCAAGAAGAACCGCGAUGCUCGCCAUCAGCGCGUGCGGAAGAAGGUAGAGGGUACACCGGAGAGGCCAAGGCUAUCCGUUUUCCGUUCCAACAAACACCUAUAUGUCCAAGUCAUUGAUGACACCAAGAUGCACACUCUUGCUUCUGCUUCAACGAUGCAGAAGCCUAUCUCUCAAGAAUUUGAUUACUCUUCUGCCCCCACCAUUGAAGUGGCAAAGAAGGUGGGUGAAGCCAUUGCAAAGUCUUGCUUGGAGAAAGGAAUCUCAAAGGUUGCCUCUGACAGAGGUGGUUACCCUUAUCAUGGCCGUAUAGAAGCCUUGGCUAACUCUGCACGAGAGAAUGGUCUUCAGUUCUGAACCCGGGAGAUGUUGAGAUGUGUAUGAAAUCAAUCAUCUUUGUAGCUCAUGUUUGAUCGUAGACAUCAGUAAUGAUUCUUGCUCAGGUUUCCUUCCAUAGACUGGAUAUGUUUUUUAUAUUUUUAUCCCAUGACCGAAGCCCUCUGGCUUGCGCCUUUGGAUCUGAACUUUAUUUUUGUUUUCUCCAAUGUCAAGAAGAUUUGCAGGUAUUAUAUCAGAUGAAUAAUCUAGUGUUGAAGGGACCUAAUCCUUUCUUGCUUUU
Dioscorea cayenensis subsp. rotundata (Guinea yam) is the source of this 925-nucleotide messenger RNA. RefSeq names its product 50S ribosomal protein L18, chloroplastic-like. Gene Ontology annotation, molecular function: structural constituent of ribosome; 5S rRNA binding. Gene Ontology annotation, biological process: translation. NCBI's taxonomy places the organism in Eukaryota, Viridiplantae, Streptophyta, Magnoliopsida, Dioscoreales, Dioscoreaceae. The record is from RefSeq and is a predicted model, not a curated record. Gene Ontology annotation, cellular component: ribosome.